AUGACUGAUGUGUGGGGGGAUAACUUUUCUAAGUUGUUUUUAUUUCCAGGUUUCAAUGUAAUUAGGCUACUGAGCGGAUCAGCUGUAGCUCUGGUAAUAGCCCCUACUGUAUUACUGACAAUGCUUUCUUCUGCUGAACGAGGAUGCCCUAAGGGCUGUAGGUGUGAAGGCAAAAUGGUAUAUUGUGAAUCUCAGAAAUUGCAGGAGAUUCCCUCAAGUAUAUCUGCUGGUUGUUUAGGUUUGUCCCUUCGAUAUAACAGCCUCCAAAAACUAAAAUACAAUCAAUUUAAAGGUCUUAAUCAACUCACCUGGCUCUAUUUAGACCAUAACCACAUCAGCAAUAUUGACGAAAAUGCUUUCAGUGGAAUACGCAGACUAAAAGAGUUGAUCUUGAGUUCCAACAGAAUCUCCUAUUUUCUUAAUAAUACCUUCAGACCUGUGACAAAUCUCCGGAAUUUGGAUCUGUCAUACAAUCAGCUGCAGUCUCUGGGAUCUGAACAGUUCAGGGGCUUAAGGAAGCUGCUGAGUUUACAUUUGCGGUCCAAUUCCCUAAGAACCAUCCCUGUUCGAAUAUUUCAAGACUGUAGGAACCUUGAACUGUUGGACCUGGGUUAUAAUCGCAUCCGAAGUUUAGCAAGGAAUGUCUUUGCAGGCAUGAUCAGACUGAAAGAGCUUCAUCUGGAGCACAAUCAAUUUUCUAAGCUCAACCUGGCACUUUUUCCAAGGCUAGUCAGCCUUCAAAACCUUUAUUUACAGUGGAAUAAAAUCAGUGUGAUAGGACAAACUAUGUCCUGGACCUGGAGCUCAUUACAAAGACUUGAUUUAUCUGGCAAUGAAAUAGAAGCUUUCAGUGGACCUAGUGUUUUUCAGUGUGUGCCCAAUUUACAGCGCCUCAACCUGGAUUCAAACAAGCUCACAUUUAUUGGUCAAGAAAUUUUGGAUUCUUGGAUAUCCCUCAAUGACAUCAGCCUGGCCGGGAAUAUAUGGGAAUGCAGCAGAAACAUUUGCUCUCUGGUAAACUGGCUUAAAAGUUUUAAAGGGCUGAGGGAAAAUACAAUUAUUUGUGCCAGCCCCAAAGAGCUGCAAGGGGUGAAUGUCAUUGAUGCAGUGAAAAACUACAGCAUCUGUGGCAAAAUUACCACGGAAAGGUUUGAAUUAGCACGAGCCCUCCCAAAGCCAACGUUUAAACCAAAACUCACCAGGCCUAAACAUGACAGCAAGCCCCCUCUGCCCCCAACUAUUGGAGCCACUGAAUCAAGCUCUGAACCUGAGCACGACACAGAACACAUCUCCUUCCAUAAAAUCAUAGCAGGCAGCGUGGCCCUUUUCUUGUCUGUGCUUGUGAUCCUGCUGGUAAUCUAUGUGUCAUGGAAGCGUUACCCAGCCAGUAUGAAGCAGCUGCAGCAGCGCUCUCUCAUGCGAAGGCACAGGAAAAAGAAAAGACAGUCACUGAAGCAAAUGACUCCAAGCACACAGGAAUUUUAUGUAGAUUACAAACCUACCAACACUGAAACCAGUGAGAUGCUGCUGAAUGGAACAGGACCCUGCACGUAUAACAAAUCAGGCUCCAGGGAAUGUGAGAUACCAUUGUCUAUGAAUGUGUCAACAUUUCUUGCCUAUGAUCAGCCCACGAUAAGUUACUGUGGAGUACAUCAUGAACUGCUUGCUCACAAGCCCUAUGACUCGAAUAACCAGGAAGAAACAGUGGAAACACACCUAGAAACUGAUCUGGAUCUGAGCACAAUAACAACAACAGCACGAAUCAAGGAACACAGUCAGCAGCUGGCUUAA
This is a messenger RNA of Gymnogyps californianus (California condor), 1791 nucleotides long. It is a transcript of the gene LRRTM3, whose product is annotated as leucine rich repeat transmembrane neuronal 3. NCBI's taxonomy places the organism in Eukaryota, Metazoa, Chordata, Aves, Accipitriformes, Cathartidae. The coding region runs from base 1 to 1791 and encodes 596 amino acids. The transcript has 2 exons. The record is from RefSeq and is a predicted model, not a curated record. Gene Ontology annotation, molecular function: protein binding.